This is a messenger RNA of Felis catus (domestic cat), 21551 nucleotides long. RefSeq names its product mucin 19, oligomeric (gene MUC19). The coding region runs from base 721 to 21375 and encodes 6884 amino acids. The record is from RefSeq and is a predicted model, not a curated record. NCBI's taxonomy places the organism in Eukaryota, Metazoa, Chordata, Mammalia, Carnivora, Felidae. Gene Ontology annotation, cellular component: extracellular matrix. Gene Ontology annotation, molecular function: protein binding. The transcript is spliced from 81 exons.
GACUCAAAUGCAAGAAAUGGGGAUGAAUAUUCUAGUGGUAUCUCUGAAGACUCAGGAUUCAAUUUGGGGUCAUCUGAUCAGCAGGGAUUUGGAAUCAGUGGAAUUGGUAGGAAUGGAGAGAGUGGCAGUGGAAUCGUGGGGGCUGGAUACUUGAGUCCUGGAUCUGAUGUCAGUGGCACAGGAGAAAAUACUUGGUCUUCUGGUUCUGGAAGUGGUGGAGGAAGGAAGGGUGCAGCUGGACUUGGUGUUGGUACUUCUGGACCAAAUGAAUUUGGUGAAACUGGCGUUAGUGGCACAGGUGUCACAAGCCCAGCCGACCACAGUACCUCUGCACCACUCACUACACCAGAAAAAGGAUCCCAUAUUCCAGAAGCAACUCCGAAAUACUCAGAAACAAAUACAAUUAUUGGUGAAGCUUCUACUUGGGGCAAAGGAGCAUAUAAAGCUUUCAAUGGCCGCAUCUUUUCCUUUGACUCGUCAUGCGCAUACACCUUCUGCCGUCAUUGCGUGGAAUCCGGAGAAGAUUUCAAUAUUGAGAUCAAAAGAAACAAUAAUAGUGAUAUUGAAAAAAUAAUAGUUAAAAUCGACACUAAUGACGUCUCUAUUUUUGGUGAUAUCAUCCUAGUUAAUGAAGAAAGUGUACAGAUACCAUAUAACAAUAAAUUGAUACACAUUAAAAAAUAUGGAGAACAUAAUGUCCUGAAUAGCCGCAGAGGAAUCAUGUCUUUAAUGUGGGACAAAAAUAACAAACUCUCACUUACUCUUCACAAGAAAUAUCCAACUUGUGGUCUCUGUGGUAACUUCAACAGCACUCCAGGAGAUGAUAUCAAUGAACACAUUGCCAAUAGUAAAAUUCCUGGUGAUUGUCCCAAAGCUGUUAGUAAAAGCUAUGAUGUUUGUGAAGAUGGCGUGCAGCACUGUGAAAAAAUUAUUGGAACUUACUUUGAGAAAUGUAGAAAGGUCACCACUUUAUCCAAUGACUACAGAAUGAUCUGCAUUGAUGAGUACUGCCAAAAUAGAGACAAAAAUUCUACGUGUGACACUUACACAGAAUUGUCCCGCCUCUGUGCCUCAGAUGGUCCCGGUCCCUACGUAUCCUGGCGAGAUGAUUCUGAUGUGGUUUGUGAAAAACCUAGAUGCCCAGAAAAACAUAUCUACAAAGAAUGUGGUCCCUCAAACCCUGCAACUUGUUCUAAUGUGGCUCCUUUUCAAGACAGUGAAUGUGUGAGUGGCUGCACCUGCCCGGAAGGUUACCUAUUGGACGAUAUUGAAGAAAAAGGGAGAUGCGUAUUAAAGGCUAAAUGUCCCUGUGAAUCAAAUGGAAAGAUCUAUCAGUCAGGAGAAGUCCGAGAUGGUCCUUGUGGUUCUCAGUGCACAUGCCAAGAAGCAAAGUGGUCUUGCACUGAAGCAUUAUGUCCUGGAAGAUGUAAGGUGGAAGGAAGUUCAAUCACCACCUUUGAUGGUGUUAAAUAUAACCAUCCUGGAAACUGUCAUUUCUUGGCCAUCCACGAUAAAGAUUGGUCUGUUAGCGUUGAACUUCGUCCCUGUCCAAAUGGUCAGUCAGGAACGUGCUUAAAUAGUGUUACACUCCUCUUGAAUUCGUCUGUUUCAGUUGACAAAUAUAUAUUCAAUAGAGACGGAACAGUCACAAAUGAUAAGAUUAGAAAUCAAGGUUAUUAUUAUUCAGACCAAAUGCAGAUCUUCAAAGCAUCUUCCUCAUACCUUCAAGUAGAAACAAACUUUCAUGUAAAGAUGCAGAUACAGAUUGUUCCUGUGAUGCAAUUAUAUGUUUCCAUGCCACCCAACCAAUUCACAGACACUGUAGGACUCUGUGGUUCCUACAACAACAGAGCAGAGGAUGAUUUUAUGUCAAGUCAGAAUAUAUUGGAGAAAACAUCUCAGGCAUUUGCUGAUUCUUGGGAAAUGAUGCCCUGUCCUAAAGGAAACCCCACUUCGUGCAUCAGUAUAGAAAAAGAAAGAUAUGCUGAAAAGCACUGUGGAAUUCUUCUUGAUUCAAGUGGGCCUUUUGCUUCCUGCCAUCCAAUUGUGAAUCCUAAACUAUAUCAUGAGGAAUGCAAAAAAUACACUUGCACUUGUGACAACAGUGAAGAUUGUUUGUGCACGAUUUUAGGCAACUAUGUAAAAGCGUGUGCUGAGAAAGAAACAUACAUAGUGGAAUGGAGAACUGGACUAUGUGAUCACUCUUGCCCAAGUGGCCUGGUUUUCAAGUACAAUGUAAAAGCCUGCAAUAGUUCUUGUCGAUCAUUGUCAGAGAGAGAUAGGAGCUGUGAUGUAGAAGAUGUUCCAGUUGAUGGAUGCACUUGCCCUGAUGGAAUGUACCAUAAUAAUGAAGAGAAUUGUGUUCCAAAAUCUCAGUGUGACUGCUACCUAAAUGACGAGGUCAUACAACCAGGCAAACUCAUCCAUAUUGAUGACAAUAAAUGUGUCUGUCGGGAUGGAAUUCUUCUUUGCCAGACUCCCAUUGAUUUAACCCUACAGAAUUGUUCCGGAGGGACUGAAUUUGUUGACUGCAGGGACCCGAAGGCACAGAGAAGAGUUGACAGUACCUGUAGCACUCGGAACAUACCUAGUUUUGAUGAGAACUUGCCUUGCAAACGUGGGUGCUAUUGUCCAAUUGGCAUGGUUCGAAAUUCUAAAGGAAACUGUGUCUUUCCUGAAGACUGCCCAUGUUCUUUUGGUGGACAGGAGUAUGACCAGGGAAGUGUUACCUCAGUUGGCUGCAACAAAUGUACUUGCAUAAAAGGGUCUUGGAGCUGUACACACAAUGAAUGUCAAACCACCUGCCAUAUCUAUGGGGAAGGUCAUGUUAGAACUUUUGAUGGAAAAAGUUACAGCUUUGAUGGUCUCUGCCAGUAUUCAUUUCUUGAGGAUUAUUGUGGUCGUGAAAAUGGCACAUUCCGUCUCUUAACUGAAAGCGUCCCAUGCUGUGAAAAUGGGCUUACAUGCUCAAGAAAAAUCAUAGUUGCUUUUCAGGAUCAGAAUGUUGUUCUGCAUGAUGGGAAAGUAACAGCAGCCAAAACUACAGAAAGUAAGGAAUGUGAAAUCAAUGGAAAUACAUAUUCUGUACAUACUGUUGGCCUGUACUUGAUUCUGAAAUUUUUAAAUGGAAUAACCAUAAUUUGGGACAAGAAUACAAGAGUUUCUGUUAUACUGGAUCCACACUGGAAUGGCAAAGUAUGUGGUCUUUGUGGAAAUAACAAUGGUGAUCUCAAGGAUGAUUUCACAACACGAUAUUCAUCAGUAGCUGCUGGGGCACUGGAAUUUGGAAAUAGCUGGAAAACCAGUCAAGAAUGUUCAGACACAGUAGCUCAAGCUUUCCCGUGUGACUCAAACCCGUACUGUAAGGCCUGGGCUGUGCGGAAAUGUGAGAUCAUCCGGGACAGCACCUUCAGAGACUGCCACAGCAAGGUGGACCCCAAUGCCUACUAUGAUGCAUGCAUUGAAGAAGCCUGUGCAUGUGACAUGGAGGGGAAGUACCUGGGAUUCUGCACAGCUGUGGCUAUGUACGCAGAGGCGUGCAGUGCGGUUGGAGUCUGUGUCAGGUGGAGAAAACCAGAGCUCUGCCCUGUCUACUGUGAUUAUUACAAUGCCCCUGGGGAAUGCAGUUGGCACUAUGAACCUUGUGGUACAGUGACUGCAAAAACUUGCAAAGAUCAAGUUAUUGGCCAGAAAUUUUCUGCACUUUUAGAAGGAUGUUAUGCUAAGUGCCCAGACAGCGCUCCUUAUCUGGAUGAGAACACCAUGAAAUGCGUCAGUUUAUCUGAGUGCAGCUGCUUCUAUAAUGAUAUCAUACCAGCAGGUGGAGUGAUUCAGGAUAACUGUGGAAGAACAUGCUAUUGCAUCGCAGGAGAGUUGGAGUGCAGUGAAACUGCUCCUACAAAUUCAACAUUCACAGUUUCAGCUACAACAGCUACCUCCAUAUUAAGCACCGAAGCAGCAAUAACAUUGGUGACCAGGAGCUCAGGUGCAGCAGCUUCCAUUCCAGUGAUUACAACAUCAAGCAGCGAAACAAUAGGGACAACUCUAACUCUUCUGGGUGAACCUUUUACUACAGGUGUUAUUGGAACUCCCGUUCCCUUGACCGUCAGUGCUGGCACUGCAGGCACGAGUGUAGUGUACCCCGCCCCCACCAGUCCUGGGCACAUGGCAGGAGGAACAACAGGCAGCCCUACUGCACCAGCAAGAGGAGGUGAAGACAGCACACCCAGGGAACCAAGCACAGGGGCGACAAGCCCAGGGAAACCAGGGACCCCAGAGGUUUCAGAGGGCUUCGCAACAGCACCUGGGCAUGAGAACACAAAUGGAGACACAACUGCCCCAGGCUCAACCGUGAGAGGCAGACCAGGGACUACCGGAUCAUCAGCUAGUGAUACAACUAGACCCCCAAGUAGUGAAGUGACACAAUCUGAAGGCAAGUUUGGAACAACUGAAGGGGAAAAUGCAGCCACCACUGGAAAUGUUGGUGAAAACACUUCCCGAGCCUCAGGAACAACUGGACACUAUGUUGAAGGAGGAGGAACAACUGGGCCAUCUGAGGGAAGAUCAGGGACAACUAGAAUAUCAGCUGAAGAAUCAGGGACAACUGUAUUGUCAUCUGUAGUGACAGGGAAAACAGGACCAUUACUGGGAGGAUCAGCAACAACAAGAUCAUCAGUUACAGGAUCAGAGACAACUGAACCAUCUGUUGUAGUUUCAAGAACAUUUGUACCAUCAGAAGGAUUGACAGAAGCAACUGAACCAUCACUUGGGUUAACAACACCUGGACCAUCAGCUGAAGGAUCAGGGACAGCUACAUUAUUUGCUGGAGUAUCACAAACAACUGAAAGCUCUGUUCCAAAGUCAGGAAAUACUGGACCAUCCAUAGGAGGAUCACAGACAACUGGACGAUCAGGUGAAGAAGCACAGACAAGUGGACUAGCAGCUGGAGGAUCAGGGACUACAGGACCAUCCACUGAAGAAUCAGAAAAAACAGAAACACCUGUUCUGGGUUUAGGGACAACUCAAACAUCUGAAGGAUUAGGAACAACUACAUCUGUUUUAGGUUCAGGGACAACUGGAACAUCAUCUGGAGUGACAAGAACAACUAAAUCAUCAUCUCGAGAUUCAGAUACUACAGGACCGACAGCUGAAGUAUUAGGAACAACUAAAUCAGCAUCUGGUAUAUCAAGCACAACUGGACUAUUGUCUGGUGGGUCAGGGACAACUGGACCAUCUGUUGUAGGAUCAGGAACAUCUGUACCAUCAGCAGGAUUGACAGGGACCUCUGGGAUGUCACCUGGGUUUGCAACAACUGGACAAUCAUCUGUAGGAUCGAGGACAACUGAGUCAUUGGCUGGAAGAUCAGAAACCAGUGCGACCUCCAUUGUAAGUUCAGGCACUACCAGUCCAUCCACAGGAGGAUCACAGACAACUGGACUGUCAGCCAAAGAAGCAGGGACAACAGAAAAAGCAGCUGGGGGAUCAGGGACCACAGGACCAUUCCAUGGACGAUCAGGGACAACAAGACAAUCUGUUUUAAGUUCAGGGAUGACCUUAGCAACUUCUAAAGAAAUAAGGACAACUAGACCUUCAUUGGUAAAGUCAGGUACAACUGCAGUAUUGACUCCAGGAUCAGCCACAAGUGGACUGUCAUCUGGAGUAUCUGAGUCCACUGAACCAUCAUCUGAAGCAUUAGGAACAACAAGAUCAUCAGCUGGUAUAUCAGAGACAACUGGACCAUCAACAGUUGGAUCUGGGAUGGCAACAGGACCAUUUUUUGUAGAAUCAGGAACAGCUGUAUCAUUGGUAGGAUUGACUGGGACAUCUGGCCUAUCACAUGGGUUAGGAAUAACUGGGCCAUCAGCUAAAGGAGCAGGGACAACUGGAUCAUUUGCUGGAAAUUCAGGAACAACAGUAACCCCUGUUGUAAUUUCAGGGACUGCUGGUCCCUACACAGUAAAAUCACAGACAACUGGACAAUCUGCUGAAGAAGCUGGGACAAUAGGAGCAACAGCUGGAGGUUCAGGGACCACAGGACCAUUCCAUGGAGGAUCAGGAAAAACAGGACAAUCUGUUUUAGGUUCAGGGACAACCAGACCAUCUGUUGUCGGUCCAGGAACAACUAUACCUUCGAGUAGACUAUUUUUUGUAGGUUCAGGGACAACCAGAGCAUCAUCUGGAGUGAAAAGGACAAUGGGACCAUCAUCUGGAGAAUUAGGAACAACUAGAUCAUCAUCUGGUAUGUCAAGGACAAUUGGACCAUCAACUGGAAGGUCAGGGAUAACUGGACGUUCAGGAACAGGAUCAGGAACAUCAGUAACAUCAGUAGGAUUAACAGGGACAUCUGGAUCAUCAUUUGGGUUAGGAACAACUGUACCAUCAAUGAAAGUAUCACAAACAACUACAGCACCUAUUGCAGGAUUAGUAAAAUCUACAUCAUCUACAAGAUUGACAGGGUCAACUGGAUCAUCGGUUGGAGGACCAGAGAUAACUGGAACAGCAGCUAGAGGAUCAGGGACCACAACACUGUCAGCUGGAGCAUCAGGAGAAACUGGAACAUUAGCUGAAGGAUCAGAAACAACAAAAACCUUUGUUAUAACUUUGGGGAUUACUGAAACACCUGUAAGAGGAUCGCAGACAAUGGGAUGGUCAACUAAAGAUUCAGGAACAACUGGGCAAGAAGCUAGAGGAUCAGGGACGACAGGGCAAUUCAUUGGAGGAUCAGGAACAUCAGUGUCAUCUGUUUUUGUUUCAAGGACAAUUCACCCAUUAUCUGAAGAAUCAGGGACCACUAGACCAUCUGUUUUAGGUUCAGAGACAACCAGACCAUUACCUGGACACACAGAGACCAUGGGAUCAUCAUCUGGAGAUUCAGACACCACUGGACCAUCAGCUGAGGUAUUGGGGACAACUAGAUCACCAGCUGGUAUAUCAGAAACAACUAGACUAUCAAUGGGUAGAUCUGGGAUGACAGAAGGACCAUCUGUUGUAGGGUCAGAAACAUCUGUACCAUCAGUAGGUUGGACAAAGAUAUCUGGCCCAUCACCUGGGUUAGUAACAACUGGGCCAUCAGCUGAAGGAGCAGAAACAACUGGAUCAUUUGCUGGGAAUUCAGGAAGAACGGCAACUGCUAUUGUAAGUUCAGGAACUAGUGGUCCCUACAUAGGAGGAAUCCAUACAACUGUACUAUCACCUGAAGAGGCAAGGACUAUAGGACCAACAUCUGGGGGAUCAGGGACCACAGAACCAUUCCCUGGAGUAUCAGGAACAAUGGAACAAUCUGUUUUAGGUUCAGAGACAACUAGACCAUCAGUUGUAAGUUCAGGAACAAGUGGAAUAUCAUCUGGAGUGAUGGGUAUACCUGGACAAUCUACUAGAGUGACAGGGAAAAUUGGACCACCAGCUGGAGAAUUAGGAACAACUGGAUCAUCAGCUGGUAUAUCAAGCACAACUGGACUAUUGUCUGGUGGGUCAGGGACAACUGGACCAUCUGUUGUAGGAUCAGGAACAUCUGUACCAUCAGCAGGAUUGACAGGGACCUCUGGUCCAUCAUCUGGGUUUGCAACAACUGGACAGUCAUCUGUAGGAUCGAGGUCAACUGAGUCAUUGGCUGGAAGAUCAGAAACCACUGAAACCUCCAUUGUAAGUUCAGGAACUACCAGUCCAUCCACAGGAGAAUCACAGACAACUGCACUGUCAGCCAAAGAAGCAAGGACAACAGACCAAGCAGCUGGAAUAUCAGGGACCACAGGACCAUUCCAUGGACAUUCAGGAACAACAGGACAAUCCGUUUUAAGUUCAUGGACGACUGGGCCAUCAUCUGAAGAAUUAAGGACAACUAGAACUUCAUUGAUAAAGUCCAGCACCACUGGAAUAUCAGCUACAGGAUCAGCCACAACUGGACAGUCAUCUGGAGUAUCUGAGUCCACUGAAGUAUCCAGAAGAACUAGAUCAUCAACUCGUAUAUCAAGCACAACUGGACCAUUGUCUGGUGGGUCAGGGAUAACUGGACCAUCUGUUGUAGGACCAGGAACAUCUGUCCCAUCAGCAGGAUUGACAGAGUCCUCUGGUCCAUCACCUGGGUUCGCAACAACUGGACAAUCAUCUGUAGGAUCCAGGACAACUGAGUCAUUGGCUGGAAGAUCAGAAACCAGUGAGACCUCCAUUGUAAGUUCAGGCACUACCAGUCCAUCCACAGGAGGAUCACAGACAACUGGACUGUCAGCCAAAGAAGCAGGGACAACAGAAAAAGCAGCUGGGGGAUCAGGGACCACAGGACCAUUCCAUGGACGAUCAGGAACAACAGGACAAUCCAUUUUAAGUUCAUGGACGACUGGGCCAUCAUCUGAAGAAUUAAGGACAACUAGACCUUCAUUGGUAAAGUCCAGCACCACUGGAAUAUCAGCUGCAGGAUCAGCCACAACUGGACAGUCAUCUGGAGUAUCUGAGUCCCCUGAGCCAUCAUCUGAAGUAUCCAGAACACCUAGAUCAUCAACUCGUACAUCAAGCACAACUGGACCAUUGCCUGGUGGGUCAGGGACAACUGGACCAUCUGUUGUAGGAUCAGGAACAUCUGCCCCAUCAGCAGGAUUGACAGAGGCCUCUGGUCCAUCACCUGGGUUUUCAACAACUGGACAGUCAUCUGUAGGAUCAAGGACAACUGCGUCAUUGGCUGGAAGAUAUGAAACCACUGCAACCCCCAUUGUAACUUCAGGCACUACAAGUACAUCCGCAGGAGGAUCACAGACAACUGGAUUGUCAGCCAAAGAAACAGGAACAGAACAAGCAGCUGGAAGAUCAGGGACCACAGGACCAUUCCAUGGACCAUCAGGAACAACAAGAAAACCUGUCUUACAUUCAGGGUCGACCUUAUCAACUUCUGAAGAAAUAAGGACAACAAGACCUUUGUUGGUAAAGUCAGGCACAACUGGAGUAUUGGUCACAGGAUCAGCCACAACUGGACAGUUAUCUGGAGUAUCUGAGUCCACUGAGCCAUUAUCUGACGUAUUCGGAACAACUAGAUCAUCAACUCGAAAAUCAAGCACAACUGGAACAUUGCCUGGAGGUUCAGGGACAAUUGGACCAUCUGUUGUACAAUCAGGAACAUCUGUCCCAUCAGCAGGAUUGACAGAGUCCUCUGGUCCAUCACCUGGGUUUGCAACAACUGGACAGUCAUCUGUAGGAUUGAGGACAACUGAGUCAUUGGCUGGAAGAUCAGAAACCACUGCAACCUCCAUUGUACGUUCAGGCACUACCAGUCCAUCCACAGGAGGAUCACAGACAACUGGACUGUCAGCCAAAGAAGCAGGGACAACAGAACAAGCAGCUGGAUUAUCAGGGACCACAGGAUCAUUCCAUGGACGAUCAGGAACAACAGGACAAUCCGUUUUAAGUUCAUGGACGACUGGGCCAUCAUCUGAAGAAUUAAGGACAACUAGACCUUCAUUGGUAAAGUCCAGCACCACUGGAAUAUCAGCUACAGGAUCAGCCACAACUGGACAGUCAUCUGGAGUAUCUGAGUCCCCUGAGCCAUCAUCUGAAGUAUUGAGAACAACUGGAUCAUCAACUCAAAAAUCAGGCACACCUGCCCCAUUUUCUGGUGGGUCAGGCACAACUGGACCAUCUGUUGUAGGACCAGGAACAUCUGUCCCAUCAGCAGGAUUGACAGGGACCUCUGGGAUGUCACCUGGGUUUGCAACAACUGGGCAAUCAUUUGUAGGAUCGAGGACAACUGAGUCAUUGGCUGGCAGAUCAGAAACCACUGCAACCUCCAUUGUACGUUCAGGCACUACCAGUCCAUCCACAGGAGGAUCACAGACAACUGGACUGUCAGCCAAAGAAGCAGGGACAACAGAACAAGCAGCUGGAUUAUCAGGGACCACAGGACCAUUCCAUGGACUUUCAGGAACAACAGGACAAUCCGUUUUAAGUUCAUGGACGACUGGGCCAUCAUCUGAAGAAUUAAGGACAACUAGACCUUCAUUGGUAAAGUCCAGCACUACUGGAAUAUCAGCUACAGGAUCAGCCACAACUGGACAGUCAUCUGGAGUAUCUGAGUCCCCUGAGCCAUCAUAUGAAGUAUCCAGAACAACUAGAUCAUCAACUCGUACAUCAAGCACAACUGGACCAUUGCCUGGUGGGUCAGGGAAAACUGGACCAUCUGUUGUAGGAUCAGGAACAUCUGCCCCAUCAGCAGGAUUGACAGAGUCCUCUGGUCCAUCACCUGGGUUUUCAACAACUGGACAGUCAUCUGUAGGAUCAAGGACAACUGCGUCAUUGGCUGGAAGAUAUGAAACCACUGCAACCCCCAUUGUAACUUCAGGCACUACCAGUCCAUCCGCAGGAGGAUCACAGACAACUGGAUUGUCAGCCAAAGAAACAGGAACAACAGAACAAGCAGCUGGAAGAUCAGGGACCACAGGACCAUUCCAUGGACCAUCAGGAACAACAAGAAAACCUGUUUUACAUUCAGGGUCGACCUUAUCAACUUUUAAAGAAAUAAGGACAACGAGACCUUUGUUGGUAAAGUCAGGCACAACUGAAGUAUUGGCCACAGGAUCAGCCACAACUGGACAGUCAUCUGGAGUAUCUGAGUCCACUGAACCAUCAUCUGAAGUAUUCAGAACAACUAGAUCAUCAACUCGUAUAUCAGGCACAACUGGAACAUUGCCUGGAGGUUCAGGGACAAUUGGACCAUCUGUUGUAGGAUCAGGAACAUCUGUCCCAUCAGCAGGAUUGACAGGGACCUCUGGUCCGUCACCUGGGUUUGCAACAACUGGACAGUCAUCUGUAGGAUCGAGGACAACUGAGUCAUUGGCUGGAAGAUCAGAAACCACUGCAACCUCCAUUGUACGUUCAGGCACUACCAGUCCAUCUACAGGAGGAUCACAGACAACUGCACUGUCAGCCAAAGAAGCAGGGACAACAGAACAAGCAGCUGGAUUAUCAGGGACCACAGGACCAUUCCAUGGACGAUCAGGAACAACAGGACAAUCCGUUUUAAGUUCAUGGACGACUGGGCCAUCAUCUGAAGAAUUAAGGACAACUAGACCUUCAUUGGUAAAGUCCAGCACUACUGGAAUAUCAGCUGCAGGAUCAGCCACAACUGGACAGUCAUCUGGAGUAUCUGAGUCCCCUGAGCCAUCAUCUGAAGUAUCCAGAACACCUAGAUCAUCAACUCGUACAUCAAGCACAACUGGACCAUUGCCUGGUGGGUCAGGGAAAACUGGACCAUCUGUUGUAGGAUCAGGAACAUCUGCCCCAUCAGCAGGAUUGACAGAGUCCUCUGGUCCAUCACCUGGGUUUUCAACAACUGGACAGUCAUCUGUAGGAUCAAGGACAACUGCGUCAUUGGCUGGAAGAUAUGAAACCACUGCAACCCCCAUUGUAACUUCAGGCACUACCAGUCCAUCUGCAGGAGGAUCACAGACAACUGGGUUGUCAGCCAAAGAAACAGGAACAACAGAACAAGCAGCUGGAUUAUCAGGGACCACAGGACCAUUCCAUGGACUUUCAGGAACAACAGGACAAUCCGUUUUAAGUUCAUGGACGACUGGGCCAUCAUCUGAAGAAUUAAGGACAACGAAACUGCCAUCAUCUGAAGUAUUGAGAACAACUGGAUCAUCAACUCAAAAAUCAAGCACAACUGGCCCAUUUUCUGGAGGUUCAGGGACAAUAGGACCACCCGUUUUAGGAGCAGGAACAUCCGUACCAUCAGCAGGAUUGACAGGCACCUCUGGUCCAUCACCUGGGUUCCCAAAAACUGGACAACCGUCUGUAGGAUCAAAGACAACUGAGUCAUUGGCUGGAAGAUCAGAAACCACUGCAACCCCCAUUGUAACAUCAGGCACUACCAGUCCAUCCACAGGAGAAUCACAGACAACUGCACUGUCAGCCAAAGAAGCAGGGACAACAGAACAAGCAGCUGGAAGAUCAGGGACCACAGGACCAUUCCAUGGACGAUCAGGAACAACAGGACAAUCCAUUUUAAGUUCAUGGACGACUAGGCCAUCAUCUGAAGAAAUAAGGACCACCAGAUCUUCAUUGGUAAAGUCCAGCACCAGUGGAAUAUCAGCUACAGGAUCAGCCACAACUGGACAGUCAUAUGGAGUAUCUGAGUCCCCUGAGCCAUCAUCUGAAGUAUUCAGAACAACUAGAUCAUCAACUGGUAUAUCAAGUUCAACUGGACUGUAUUCUGGAGGUUCAGGGACAGCUGGACCAUCUUUUGUAGGACCAGAAACAUCUGUCCCAUCAGCAGGAUUGACAGGGAUCUCUGGUCUAUCACCUGGGUUUGCAACAACUGGACAAUCAUCUGUAGGAUCGAGGACAACUGAGUCAUUGUCUGGAAGACCAGUAACCAGUGCAACCUUCAUUGGAAGUUCAGGCACUACUAGUCUAUCCACAGGAGGAUCACCAACAACUGGACUGUCAGCCAAAGAAGCAGGGACAACAGAACAAGCAGCUGAGGUAGCAGGAACCACAGGACCAUUCCAUGGACGAACUGGAGCAACAAGACAACCUGUUUUAGUUUCAGGGACGACCUUAUCAACUUCUAAAGAUAUAAGGACAAUGAGACCUUCAUUGGUAAAGUCAGGCACAACUGGAGUAUUGGCUUCAAGAUCAGCCACAACUGCACUGUCAUCUGGAGUAUCUGCAUCUACUCAGCCAUCAUCUGAAGUAUUCAGAACAACUAGAUCAUCAACUGGUAUAUCAAGUGCAACUGGCCGAUUUUCUGCAGGUUCAGGAACUUCUGGACCAUCUGUUGUAGGACCAGGAACAUCUGUCCCAUCAGCAGGAUUGACAGGGACCUCUGGUCCGUCACCUGGUUUUGCAACAACUGGACAAUCAUCUGUAGGAUUGAGGACAACUGAGUCAUUGGCUGGAAGAUCAGAAACCACUACAACCUCCAUUGUACAUUUAGGCUCUACCAGUCCAUCCACAGGAGGAUCACAGACAGCCAGACUGUCAGCCAAAGAAGCAGGGACAACAGAACAAGCAGCUGGAGGAUCAGGGACCACAGGACCAUUCCAUGGACGAUCAGGAACAACAGGACAAUCCAUUUUAAGUUCAUGGACAACUGGGCCAUCUUCUGAAGAAAUAAGGACAACCAGACCUUCAUUGUUAAAGUCCAGCACCACUGGAAUAUCAUCUACAGGAUCAGCCACAACUGGACAGUCAUCUGGAGUAUCUGAGUCCACUGAACCAUCAUCUGAAGUAUUCAGAACAACUAGAUCAUCAACUCGUAUAUCAAGUACAACUGGCCGAUUUUCUACAAGUUCAGGGACACAGGGACCAUCUGUUGUAGGACCAGGAACAUCUGUCCCAUCAGGAGGAUUGACAGAUGCCUCUGGUCCAUCACCUGGGGUUGCAACAACUGGACUGUCAUCUGUAGGAUUGAGGACAACUGAGUCAUUGGCUGGAAGACCAGAAACCACUGCUACCUCCAUUGUAAGUUCAGGCACUACCAGUCCAUCCACAGGAGGAUCACAGACAACUGGAAUGUCAGCCAAAGAAGCAGGGACAACAGAACAAGCAGCUGGAAUAUCAGGGACCACAGGACCAUUCCAUGGACGAUCAGGAACAACAGGACAAUCUGUUUUAAGUUCAUGGACGACUGGGCCAUCAUCUGAAGAAAUAAGGACAACCAGACCUUCAUUGGUAAAGUCCAGCACCACUGGAAUAUCAUCUACAGGAUCAGCCACGAUUGGACAGUCACCUGGUGUAUCUGAGUCCCCUGAGCCAUCACCUGAAAUAUUCAGAACAACUAGAUCAUCAACUCAUAUAUCAACUUCAACUGGACUAUUUUCUGGAGGUUCAGGGACAACUGGACCAUCUGUUGUAGGAUCAGGAACAUCUGUCCCAUCAGCAGGAUUGACAGAGGCCUCUGGUCCAUCACUUGGGUUUGCAACAACUGGACAGUCAUCUGUAGGAUCCAGGACAACCGAGUCAUUGGCUGGAAGAUCAGAAAACACUGCAACCUCCAUUGUAAGUUUAGGCACUACCAGUCCAUCCACAGGAGGAUCACAGACAACUGCACUGUCAGCCAAAGAAGCAGGGACAACAGAACAAGCAGCUGGAAUAUCAGGGACCACAGGACCAUUCCAUGGACAUUCAGGAACAACAGGACAAUCCGUUUUAAGUUCAUGGACGACUGGGCCAUCAUCUGAAGAAUUAAGGACAACUAGACCUUCAUUGGUAAAGUCCAGCACUACUGGAAUAUCAGCUACAGGAUCAGCCACGAUUGGACAGUCACUUGGUGUAUCUGAGUCCACUGAGCCAUCAUCUGAAGUAUUCAGAACAACUGGAUCAUCAACUCGUAUAUCAAGUACAGCUGGCCUAUUUUCUGGUGGGUCAGGGAAAACUGGACCAUCUGUUGUAGGAUCAGAAACAUCUGUGCCAUCAACAGGAUUGACAGGGACCUCUGGUCCAUCACCUGGUUUAGCAACAACUGGACAAUCAUCUGUAGGGUCGAGGACAACUGAGUCAUUGGCUGGAAGAUCAGAAACCACUGCGACCUCCAUUGUACGUUCAGGCACUACCAGUCCAUCCACAGGAGGAUCACAGACAACUGCACUGUCAGCCAAAGAAGCAGGGACAACAGAACAAGCAGCUGGAAUAUCAGGGACCACAGGACCAUUCCAUGGACGAUCAGGAACAACAAGACAACCUGUUUUAGGUUCAGGGACAACCUUACCAACUUCUAAAGAAAUAAGGACUACGAGACCUUCAUUGGUACAGUCCAGCACAACUGGAGUACUGGCUACAGGAUCAGCCACAACUGCACUGUCAUCUGGAGUAUCUGAGUCCACUGAACCAUCAUCUGAAGUAAUUGGUAAAACUAGAUCAUCAACUCAUAUAUCAAGUACAACUGGUCUAUUUUCUGGAGGUUCAGGGACAACUGGAAUGUCUGUUGUUGGAUCAGGAACAUCUGUACCAUCAACAGGAUUGACAGGGACCUAUGGUCCAUCACCUGCAUUUGCAAAAACUGGACAAUCAUCUGUAGUAUCGAGGACAACUGAGUCAUUGGCUGGAAUAUCAGAAACAACUGAAACCUCUGUUUUUAGUGCAUGGAUUACUGGUCUGUCCACAAGAGGAUCUCGUACAACCGAACCACCUGCUGAGGAAACUGGGAUAACAGGACGAGCUGGUGGAGCUUCAGGGACCACAGGACUGUUCCAUGGAUUAUCAGGAACAACAGUACAUUCUGUUUUAGGUUCAGAAACAACAAGAAAAUCUGUUGUCAGUUCAGGAACAACUGUACCAUCAUCUGGAGUGACAGGAAUAACUGGACCAUCAACUAUGGAAUUGGGAACAAGUAUAUCAUUAGCCGGUAUAUCGGAGAACACUGGGGCAUUAAUGAGUGGAUCUGGGGUGACAACAGGACCAUCUUUUGUAGGAUCAGGCAUAUCUGUACCAUCAGGAUUGACAGGGACCUCUGGUCCAUCACCUGGAUUAGCAACAACUGGAUCAUCAGCUGAAGGAUCAGGGAUAACUGGAGUAUAUUCUGGAAUAUCAGAAACAACUUCCACCUCUGUUGUAAGUUCAGUGACUAUUGGUCCAUUUACAGGAGGAUCACAGACAACUGGACUGUCAGCCAAAGAAGGAGGGACAACAGAACAAGCAGCUGGAGAAUCAGGGACCACAGGACCAUUCCAUGGUCGAUCAGGAACAACAAAACAAUCUACUUUAGGUUCAGGGAUGACCUUACCAUCUUUUAAAGAAAUAAGGACAACUAGAUCUUCGUUGGUAAAGACAGGCACAACUGGAGUAUCAGCUACUGGAUCAGCCACAACUGGACUGUCAUCUGGAAUAUCUGAUUCCACUGGACCAUCAUCUGAAGUAUUAGGAACAAUCAGAUCAUCAGCUGGUAUAUCAGAGACAACUGGACCAUCAACAAGUGGAUCUAGAAUGACAAGAGGACCAUUUUUUGUAGAAUCAGGAACAUCUGUACCAUCAAUAGGAUUGACAGGGAUGUCUGGUCCAGAGCCAACUGGAUCAUUCACUGGAAGAUCAGAAACAACAGCAACCUCUAUUGUAAAUUCAGGUACUAGUGGUCUCUACAAUGGAGGAAUCCAGACAACUGGGCUGUCAGCUAAAGAAGCAAGGACAACAGGACCAUUUCGAGGAGGGUCAGGAACAACUGGAAGAUUUUUUUUAGGUUCAGGGACAACUGUGCCAUUAUCUAGAGUGGAAAGCAUAACUGGACCAUUAUCUGGAAUGACAGGAAUAACUGGACCAUCAACUGAGGAAUUAGUAACAACUAGUUCAUCAGCUGGUAUAUCAGAAACAACUGGAUUAUCAAUGGGUGGAUCUGGGAUGACAGCAGGACCAUCUGUUGUAGAGUCAGGAACAUCUGUAUCAUCAGUAGGAUUGGUAGGGACAUCUAGCCCGUCACAUGGGUUAGGAACAACUGGGUCAUCAGCUGAAGGAGCAGGGACAACUGGAUCAUUUUCUGGAAGAUCAGAAACAACAUCAAUCUCUAUUAUAAGUUCAGGUACUAGUGGUCCCUACAUAGGAGGAAUCCAGACAACGGGAAAAUCUGUUGAAGAAGCUGGGACAACAGGACCAAUAGCUGGAGGUUCAGGGACCACAGGACAAUUCCAUGAAGGAUUAGAAACAACAGGACAAUCUGUUUUGGUUUCAGGGACAACUAGACUGCCUGUGGUAGGUUCAGGGACAACUGGGGCAUCAUCUGGAGUGACAGGUAUAACUGGACCAUCAUCUGAAGUGAAAGGGACAAUUGGACCAUCAGCUGGAGAAUUAGGAACAACUAGAUCAUCACCUGGUAUAUCUAGGACAACUGGACUAUCAUCUGGUGGGUUAGAGACAACUGGACUAUCUGCUGUAGGAUUAGGAACAUCUCUCCCAUCAAGAUUGACAGGGACACCUGGACCAUCAGCUGGUUUAGCAACAACUGGAUCAUCAGCUAAAGGAUCAGGGACAACUGAAUCAUUUUCUGGAAGAUCAGAAACAACUGAAAUCUUUGUUGUAAGUUCAGCAACUAUGAGUACAUCCAUAGGAGGAACACAGACAACUGGACAAUCUGCUGAGGAAGCAGGGGCAACAGGUCUAGAAUCUGGAGGGUCAGGGACUACAGGACUAUUCCAUGGAGGAUCAGAAACUACAGGACAAUCUAUUUUAGGUUCAGGGACGACCUUACCAUCUUCUGAAAAAUUAAGGUCAACUAGACCUUUAUUGGUAAAGUCGGGCUCUACUGGAGUAUCUGCUACAGGAUCAGUCACAAGUGGACUGUCAUCCUGGGAAUCUGGGUCCGCUGGAUCAUCAACUGAAGUAUUCAGAACAACUAGAUCUUCUGUUGGAAUAUCAAGGACAAGUCAACCAUCUACUGGAGGAUCAGGGACAACUGCACCAUCCGUUGUAGGAUUAGGAGUACCUUCAUCAGCACCAGGAUUGACAGAAUCAACUGGACCACCAGUUUUAGGGUCAGGGACAACUGAAACAGCAGCUAGAGGAUCAGGGACCACAGGACUAUCAGCUAGCAGAUCAAGGACAACUGGAUCAUUAGCUGGAGUAUCAGAAACAACCAAAACCUCUGUUCCAAUGUUAGAGACUACUGCAACAUCUAUAGUAGGAUCAUGGACAACUGAACAAUCAACUGAAGAAUCAAAGACAACUGUACAAUCAGCCCUAGGAUCAGAGACCUCAAUACCAUCUACUGGAUUGUCAGGAAUGACAGGAUCAUCAAGUUUUGGUUCAGGGACAACCCUGCCAUCAUCUGAAGAAUCAAGGGUAACUAGACCAUCCGUUAUAGGUUCAGGCACAACUGAACCAUCACAUAGAGUGAUUGGGACAAGUGGAUCAUCAUCUGGAGAUAUAUCCAUCACUGGACCAUCAUCUGAACUAUUAGGAACAACUAUAUCAUCAGUUGGUAUAUCAAAGACAACUGGACAAUCAAUGGGUGGAUUUGGGACAACUGGACCAUCUGUUGUAGAAUCAGGAACAUCUUUGCCAUCAGCAGGAUUUACAGGGACAUCUGGAACAUUACAUGAGUUAGGAACAAGUGGACCUUCAGCUGAAGGAUCAAGGACAACUGGAAUAUUUUCUGAAUUAUCAGAAACAACUGAAACCUCUGUUGUAAGGUCCGAGACUACGGGACCAUCCAUAGGAGAAUCACAGACAACUGGACAAUUAAUUAAAGAAGCAGGAACAACUGUACAAGGAUUUGGGGCAGCAGAGACCACUCAGCCAUCUGUUGGAGGAUCAGGAACAACAGGACCAUCUAUUUUAGGUUCAGGGACAACUCCACAAUCAUCUGAAGGAUUAGGGACAACUGUACCACCAGCUAUAGAACCAGGAACAACUGGGCCAUUGACCAAAGGAUCAGCCAAAACUGGAUCAUCAGGAUUACAGACCACUGAAUCAAUUGAAAUAUUAGGAUCAGCUAUAUCAUCAGUCAGUGAUUCAAGGACAAUUAGACCAUCAACUAAAGGAUCAGGGACAACUGUAAGAUUACCUGAAAGAGCAGAGACAAUUGGACCACCUGUUGUAAAUUCAAGGAUAACUGGACCAUCUGUAGCAUCACAGAGGACUGGACCAUCAGCUGAAGGUUCAGUGACCACAGGAUCAUCAUCUGGAGGAUCAGGUACAACUGCCCCAUCUGUUAUAGGUUCAGAGACAACUGCACCAUCAGCUGGAGCACCAGGGACAACUGGAAUAUCAUCUAGAGGAGCAGGAGCAACAGGACUACUUGUUUUAGUUUCAGAUACAGCUAUCCCAGCAUCUGAAAGAUCCAGGACAACUGCAUCACCAGCUGGAGGAUUAGUGACAGCUGGACCAUCAAAUGGAGAAUCAAGGACAACUAGAUCAGCUAUUUUAGGUUUAGGGACAACUCAACCAUCAUCUGGAGCAUCAGGAACAACUGGACCAUCACAUGAAGUUUCAGGGACAACUGGACCAUCACCAGAAGGAUCAGGGACAAGUGGAUCAUCAACUGGGAUAACCACUGGGAUGUUAAGGAAUGAGGUUACCACAUCUGAAGGCAAGUCAAGUUCACUGAAAAUAGACCAUUUAUUGUGUUUCACAGAAGCUGCCCCUGGCUCAACAAUUGCACCAGAAAGUUCCACUACUGGGUCAGAUAAGAGAGUUCCACCAGUAUUAAUUGUAGAGGUCACAACUUCCACAGAAAGUGUUGGCACCAGUGGAGGUAGAUUCAGAACAGGCACCACUAGGGUAGCCCCUGGCAUAACUGUUGUCCCUGGAAAUUCUAACACAGAGGCCACAACUUUCCUAGGAGAAAAUGAAACAACCAGAGUUGGAAUAGCCACAGGUACUACUGGUAUAGUCCCUGAGAAAACUGUGGAACCUGGAAAUUACAGCACAGGUACCACCAUGAUUUCACCUGGAGCUAGUAGAAGUUCACAGAGUUCCAAGCCAGGCCUUACAGAGGAAUUCUCUGGGAUAACUAUUAUAUCUGGAAGUUCCCACACAGGCACCACUGCAGUACCGGGAGGCCAAGCAACUGGGAGUGUGACAGGCACCACUGGGGUAGCCCCUGGUACAACUGUUGCCCCUGGCAGUUCUAUUACAGAAGCCACAACUUCUGUGGGAGAAAGUGGAACAAGAAUGAGGAUCAUCACAGGCACCUCUGGCACGACAGGUGGAUACGUUCCUGGAAGUGAGGCAGAGGCCACAACUUCCACAGAAAUGACUGGAACUGGAGCCCAAACAGGUACCAGUGGAGUAGUCUCUGGCACAACUAUUAAAUCUGGAAGAUCCAGUGUUGAAUCAGCAGGAGUCAACACUGUCCCAAAAGCUUCUAUCUCAGGUACCAUUGGUUUGGCCUCGAGUACAACUGUUGCACCUGGAAGUUCCCAUACUGAAGCUACAACACCCCCUGGAGGCAGUGGAAGCACGGGAAUUGAAAUUAAUACAGGGGGAUCCAGUAGCCAAGUCCCUGGCAUUCAAACAGGUACUAUUGGAUUGACCCCAGAAAGUACCAUCUCACCCAGAAUUUCCAACACAGGAGCUACCACUGGUGCAUCUGAGACACCAAGCCCUGGAAGUAAAACAGGCACUACAGGUGUAAUCACUGGCACAACAGCAUCUGGAAGUUCCAACACAGUUACCACUGGGAUAACCACAGGUACAACCAUCGCACUUGGGAGUUCCAACACAAAGGCUACAACUUCUACAGAAUUUGAAGCUACCACUGUAUUUGGAAUGGCCACUAAUACUACUUCAGAGUCAGCUGAAGUUUCCAGGGGUCCAGAAAAUUCUAGUCCUGGGGCUACAACUCUGGGACUAAGCCGUGACACCACUGGGCAUGUAAUUCAAACAGCUUCAGGAGUCACCAACCUAAUUCCAGGGAGCCAGUCUACUGGAAGUAAAAUAGAAACCACAACUUUUAAAGAAGGUGUUGGAACUAAGGAAGCAAGAAUUUCAUCAGGUACCACUGGGGUAGCCUCUGGCACAACAGUUAUUCCUGGAAGCUCCAAUACAGGUACUAGUGUGGCAUCAAGUAGAAUUACUGGUGUCCCAGAAAGUCCCACCCAAGGUACCUCCAGGGAAGCAUUUGAAACAACCACUGCUCCUGGAAAUUCUACCACAGGCUCCACCUCCAUGUCAACUAAAAUCACAACAAGACCCAAAGUAUCCUACCCAGAAACCACUCUAGACACAACAAAAGACCAAGAAACUGAAAAUAGAACAGGAUGUCCAGCAUCACUUCCACCACCUCCAGUUUGUCAUGGUCCGCUGGGAGAAGAGAAAUCUCCUGGAGAUAUAUGGACUGCCAAUUGCCACAAAUGCACCUGUACUGAUGCAAAGGCUGUAGACUGUAAACCCAAGGAGUGCCCUUCUGCACCCACAUGCAAAACUGGAGAGAGGCUUGUAAAGUUCAAAGCUGAUGAUUCCUGCUGUGAAAUUGGAUACUGUGAACCAAGAACGUGCUUAUUUAACAAUACUGAGUAUAAGAUUGGUGCUUCCUUUGAUGACCCCAGCAAUCCAUGCAUCUCCUACUCCUGCCACAGCACUGGUUUCAUCGCAGUGGUCCAGGACUGCCCAAAGCAGACCUGGUGUGCAGAAGAAGACAGAGUCUAUGAUUCAAACAAAUGUUGCUAUACAUGUAAUACUAAUUGUAGAUCUUCACUUGUGAAUGUGACUGUUAAGUACCGUGGUUGCCAGAAAAAACUUGAGAUGGCAAGAUGUGUAGGGGAAUGUAAGAACACUGUCAGGUACAAUUAUCAUAUCUUUCAGCUGGCAAAUUCAUGUCUUUGCUGCCAAGAAGAUAAGUACGAAUUCCGGGAAAUUUUUCUUGACUGUCCUAAUGGCAGUACAAUACCUUACAGAUAUAGGCACAUCACGGCAUGUUCUUGCUUAGAUAUGUGCAAACAGUCUACACUCCCAACAGUCAGUUAACGCCAAUAUCACCUUUCCAAGUAUAACAGGCCAGGUAUUUAUUUUAUAAAUGCACAAAAAUCACUAAAAUAGAAUAACUAAACAUUUGUAUCUCACUCAAAGUGUGAAUUCUCAUUCUGAGGCAUUUUUUUCUCUUGUUGACUGGAUGUGAAAAAUAAAUACAAGUUUUCAAGCAA